AUUGAAAUAUUUAAUAAAUAAAUCGGAUUGAUUAUUAUUAUUAUUAUUAUUAUUGAAUGGAUCACAUAUUUCAUUAUUAGGAAUACAUACAUAUACAAUGACUUCCACGCCCGACCAAUUGUCUACCGAUCCUCCUCUACUUCAUUCCCCAUCUUCACAAACUAGAACAACAACAACUACAACAUUGAAGACAUUGAAUGGAUCUAUAUUACGACAGCGACAAUGUAAUACCACUCAGCAUAAACCACCUUGUUCAUCUUUAUCCAACAACAAACACCAUCAGCCUUCUUCUACUACUUUUGACCGUGAUUAUACCAACAGUGGAUUUUACGAUUGUAAUAUAUGUUUUGACACGGCUAUAUACCCUGUAUUGACAGUUUGUGGUCAUCUGUUCUGUUGGGUAUGCUUAUCAAGGUGGCUGGAAAUGCAAACAAUGAAUCCAACAUGUCCCAUGUGUAAAGCUGGUUGUCCUCAAAACAAAAUCAUCCCGGUAUAUGGCCGAGGUCGAGAAGAAGUAGAUCCAAGGUGCGAUGCAUCUAUACCAACAAGACCUUCAGGACAAAGGCCAGAACCUUUACACAAUCCCAAUAUUGCUGGUAGCUCUUUCUUCUAUCCAUUUAGAACCAAUCAUCGACCUAUAGAAGGUCAUUCCAUAUUUCUAUCUAACUCAAGAUUAUCAACAAGUCAUGCUAAUCAAUCGAAUGGAUUCUUAUCUCGACUCAUGCUUAUGAUAUUAAGUCUUUUUAUAGUAGUGAUAGUAUUUUACUAGAUUAUCUUUUUUGAACAAUGUUUGAAGAUAUUGUUAUGUACAUGAAACCAUUUUUAUUUAUUUAUAUUUUUUUUACAAUAAAUGUUAUCAUUGUUUUGAUAUUA
This is a messenger RNA of Halteromyces radiatus, 873 nucleotides long. RefSeq lists its product as uncharacterized. The transcript has 5 exons. Gene Ontology annotation, biological process: ubiquitin-dependent protein catabolic process. Gene Ontology annotation, cellular component: endoplasmic reticulum. Gene Ontology annotation, molecular function: ubiquitin protein ligase activity; ubiquitin-like protein conjugating enzyme binding; metal ion binding. NCBI's taxonomy places the organism in Eukaryota, Fungi, Mucoromycota, Mucoromycetes, Mucorales, Cunninghamellaceae. The record is from RefSeq and is a predicted model, not a curated record. The coding region runs from base 98 to 769 and encodes 223 amino acids.